GAAGGCUGGAGAGGAUUUUUCAGAGUUUCAGAGGCAGUAAAUCCUCUUUUCAUAGCAGUCUGUGAUCAGAACCCGUUUCCUGUUCAGAUGAAAGGCUUCCUGUUCAGGAUGAUGUCGUGCUUGUUGACCAUUAGUUUGACAGCAUCGAGUCCUGGAAGUGUCACAAUAACUUUAUUCUAAGGACGGAGCCUGUUUGCGCGUUUGGAUCCAGAACUUCUCCUGGCUUUCAUGUUCCUCCCCGUCCAGCCCGGGCUCAGAUAGCAACACUUUGACCAGGUUUGCAUCUGGAAGCGUCAUCCGGGCCAUCAUCAGACCUAAUCCGUCUGCGUCCUGCAGGAUAAUCUGCAGAGGUCCUGCUGCGGGGAGGCGGAUGACCGGGCAUGGAGAUGUUGCGCCGCUCCUCUGUGUUUGCGGCUGAAGUGUUUGACAGAUCUCCCACCGACAAGGAGCUGGUGUCCCAGGCCAAAGCUCUGUGCAGGGACUACAUCCACUCCAGGCUGAACCGGGCCGGGAUCGGCUGGUCCAAACCCGAACACGGACUGGCUGCAUCAGGUGGGACUCUGGGGGAGAUCUCGUCGGUCCUGCUGUGGCUGGGUGAUGAGUUGGAGUACCUUCGUCCCAACGUGUAUCGUAACGUGGCCCGACAGCUGAACAUCACGGUAGCGUCAGAGAGCAUCGUGUCCGACGCCUUCCUGGCUGUCGCCGCGGACAUUUUCUCCACAGGUGUGACAUGGGGGAAGGUGGUUUCCUUGUACGCUGUGGCCGGAGCUCUGGCCGUGGACUGUGUUCGCCACGGUCACCCCGCCAUGGUCCAUACCAUUGUGGACUGCAUGGGGGAGUUUGUCCGCAAGAGUCUGACCUCGUGGUUGAAAAAGAGAGGGGGCUGGGCAGACGUGACCAAAUGUGUGGUGAACACUGAUCCCAGCUUCCGCUCUCACUGGCUGGUGUCUGCUGUCUGCGCCUUUGGACAUUACCUGAAGGCCGUCGUGUUGUACCUCCUCAGGGAGAAGUGACAGUCGUACACUGGACUGGGCAGACGGACCUGCACUGCACACCAGCACCACUAAAGCAUCCACUGCUUUGGAUUAUGUUUACACUCAUUUGCACUGAGCCUUCAUUGAUGAACACGUCUUCAUUCACAGAGAACAAACUCUCCUUGCUUCUUUUUCUUCUAUUUAUAGUUAUAUGUGGCACACAUAUAAAACCACAUUCUGUGCAUUCACUGCUGCCUGUCUGGCGGUGAUCUGGCGGUCUCUAGUGGUGACUAGUGGUAACUACUGUACAUUUAAAGGUCCCAUAUUGAAAAUCCAUUUUAUUUGUGUUUUUUGUGUCUUAAUAACCUGGAGGUGUAAAAUAAAAGCUGUGAGACUAUGAAAUCGCUUACUGCUGCUAUUCCCCCCUCGACUAGACGACCUCCCUGUUUUACUCAGUUACUGUGUAGAAACUGAGGAACUGAAAGUUGUUGAGCUAACAAUGUGUAUAAUCCUGCCUCCUUUCAGAACGAUCUGCCUCAGUCCACUGUGCUUAUUUACUUUCUAGAGGUGCUUCUGCCAACUCUCAAACAUCUCAGCCACCAGCAAAACACACCAAAUGUUCUGCUGUUGGCUGCAAGAGUGAACACAAGAGUCUUCAUGCACUCCCAGCAUCUUCUGAUUCAGAUUCAGAUUUGCUUUAUUGUCAUUGCAACGCGUACAGCGAAAAGUAAGGUGCAGGCCUUUCAGUGCAAAAAACCCAACUUUGUAAACAGCUAUUUAUAACAUAAUAUAUAUAUUACAUUUUUUUAUAAAUAAGAUGAAAUUAAAUAAUAAACACAAGCACAGUGUAUGUUGCACAGAGGUAGUGGCAGUUGCAUAUUUACAAUAUAUUACACUUAUUAUGAUAAAGAGGCAUUGUUGGCUCUGACAGCAGUUGGAGAGAAGCUGUGUUUCAGUCUAUUAGUCCUGGUUUUGAUGGCCCUGUACCGUAUCUUUGGAAUUGAAGGUCUUGUGGAUUACUUUUAUUUUUGAUGGCCUUGUUUCCACAACAGUAGAAAAAUAAUUUGUCUUAGCACAUCGUUUGGCUAAUGUUACCCUUAGCUGUGAUAGUACAACCACAGGUCAGAGCUCUGAAACCUUUAAGAGCAAUUUAAAACCAUUAAACAAGGACUGGGUGGGUUAUUGUGGUUUCAUGUUGCCUGUAGUGCUUCAGUGAAACUCAGCUGCCGUUUACAUCUGUUAGCUUCUCUCCUGCUCUCUGUGCUCACAUAUGCUGUAUUUUAAGUACAGCAGAACUCCCAAUGAAGCUGUUCUAAAUUACAUAUUUUUCUGUUCAUUGAAUGAAAGGCCGCCUAUUAAGGCAACACGUUAACCAGCUGUCACCUCAGAGUCAGUUCCAAUCUGCGGCUCUGUGCCAGUAAAAUACUGACUUCAUAACAUCAUCCGACCAAAACAACACUACACGAGUUUAUGUGAAUUUGAUAUUGUUUUUUAAAAUGAUGACACAGAGAGAAAGUCUGAAGACAGUCCGAUUCUCACACACUCUUGGUCUGUUGUUGUGCUUGUACUAGAGUCUUCUUCCUAAAGGGGGCAGCAGCAGCUAAGAUGCGUUUAAAGGUACAGACACAGAUGGAGCUAAAACCAGGAGUCACACCGUCACGGUGACAUUAACCUUCUUUGCACAUUCUCAGGACAUGUGAGACUUUUAGUAAUUUUCUGAAAAGCAGCACAAUGUGGGACCUUUAAAAGUCAGCUGAGAACAUUCCUCAGGAUUCUGAGGCAUCCUAUGAGGGCUCGAGGUGCUAACGUGCCUCCUCACUUUCCUCACUCUUCCUUCUUAGCUCCUCCAAUGAGGACGUGAGGAAGGAAACACUUGUGUCUUCUAUAAGCUCCUCCAGAAGCCUCCUUACUCCUCGUCUCCUUGAGGUGCACUUAGGGGAAUUGGAAGAUCCUCGUGGCAUCAGAGGCGGAGCAAUUAUUCAGGAUGCCAGAGGAUGUGAGGAAACACAAAUUAGCAUAAUGAGCACUCUUGGUAUUAACCUGGAUGUUCUUUAGAGCCCAACUGAGUAAAAUACACCACGUUUUCCUCUAACUGAGAGACUGUACAAACACCAUUAGCCGGUGAGGUUCAGAAAACAGGAAGGUUUCUGAACAGGACAACAGUCAUAAAUUACAUCAUCUAAUUUAUUUAUGCUUUUUCUCUUUUACUUAUCAACAGUGGAGACAGUUGUACCCACUCAGUGCUCCUAAUCCGUGUUUGGAUAAUAGUGGAGAGUUGAGUUUUUCCAAGUGAAGUGGAAAAAAUAUUCUCAGAUGAUAAAGACUGACGCGCUUCACUGAGCUAACACUUCAUGUACACUCCCUAAUCAGUCAUUUAAUGCCGCUUUCCUCCCUCCUCAUUGUCUGCUGUGAGGCUGUGUGUCACGUUACUGCACUGCCAUGGCAGCAAUUCAAGCUGCAGCAUGUUUUCCUUCGAGCACUUUGACAACAUUUCAGUUCAUGAGCAGAAUUUAUUCCACGAAUGAUUUCACUUUUAUACGGCAUGUAGCACGAGAAACAAAAUGAGUAAAUGUUUGCGAGUCGUCCGCAACUGUAAAUAUUAAUAAAUGGUUCUUAAGACAACCUGUCGAGUGUGUGUUUGUGAACAGCAGGUAAGAGAUUCAUUAGAAAGCGGCGCAGUGUGGAACAUUUUGCUGCAAAUAAAAUCCUGGAUUUGGGUUUA
Stegastes partitus (bicolor damselfish) is the source of this 3696-nucleotide messenger RNA. RefSeq names its product bcl-2-related ovarian killer protein homolog A. The record is from RefSeq and is a predicted model, not a curated record. Bases 381 to 1013 code for a protein of 210 amino acids. Gene Ontology annotation, molecular function: BH domain binding. Gene Ontology annotation, cellular component: mitochondrial outer membrane. Gene Ontology annotation, biological process: extrinsic apoptotic signaling pathway in absence of ligand; regulation of apoptotic process; intrinsic apoptotic signaling pathway in response to DNA damage. NCBI's taxonomy places the organism in Eukaryota, Metazoa, Chordata, Actinopteri, Pomacentridae. The transcript has 4 exons.